CACUGCCUCUGUCCAUUGGGAUCUACACUCGCUUGUAUCCUUAUCUAUAUUAAUACCAUCUUCUGCCAUCUAUCAGCCUCUUAAUACUUUUUGCUUUUUACUUCUGUUUCCACUCCCACCUUCACAAUGGAAGCCAUCAAGAAUGUCCUGCACAAUGGCACCAAUGGCCACUCCAACGGCUACACCAAUGGCCACGCCGAGCCUUCGUCCGAGGCCGUUUCCCAGCUCAAGGACAAGUACACCAAGGCUGACCAGGGCCAUGUCUUCACCUUCUACGACUCCCUGAGCACUGCCGACAAGGCUGCCUUCUUCGAGCAGCUCUCUGGCUUUGACCCAGCCCACAUCAACCAGAUCGCCGACCGAGCCCUGAACCCGCCCCAGGUCGAGGAGACGGCUACCAAGCUUGAGCCCCUCCCCGAGUCCGCUACCGCCAGUAUCCUUGACUCGAGCCCGGUCGACAUCAACAAGUGGUAUGAGUCCGGCCUUGACCUCAUUGGCAGCAACCAGGUUGCUGUCGUGCUCAUGGCUGGUGGCCAGGGAACCAGACUGGGAAGCUCUGCUCCCAAGGGCUGCUUCGACAUUGGCCUGCCCUCCCACAAGCCCCUCUUCAAGAUCCAGGCUGAGCGUAUCCGCAAGGUCGAGCAGCUGGCUGCCAAGAAGGCCGGCGUUGACAAGGUCGUCGUUCCCUGGUACGUCAUGACCAGCGGACCUACCCGCAAGCCCACCGAGGAGUUUUUCGCCGAGAACAACUUCUUUGGCCUGCAGAAGGAGAAUGUCAAGAUCUUUGAGCAGGGUGUCCUGCCUUGCAUCUCCAACGAGGGCAAGAUCAUUCUGGAGAGCAAGGGCAAGGUUGCCGUCGCCCCUGAUGGCAACGGCGGCAUCUACCAGGCUCUCAUCGUUUCUGGCGUCUUGGACGACAUGCGCAAGCGCGGUAUCCAGCACAUCCACGCCUACUGUGUUGACAACUGCCUUGUCAAGGUCGCCGACCCCGUCUUCAUCGGCUUCUCUGCAUCCCUCAACGUCGACAUUGCCACCAAGGUCGUCCGAAAGCGUGAUGCCACCGAGUCUGUCGGCCUGAUCCUCACCAAGAACGGCAAGCCUGACGUUGUGGAGUACUCCGAGAUUGACAAGGAGACUGCUGAGGCUCGCGACCCCAGCAAUGCCGAGCUCCUCAAGUACCGCGCCGCCAACAUUGUCAACCACUACUACUCCUUCAGCUUCCUGGAGAGCAUCCCUCUGUGGGCUCACAAGCUGCCCCACCACGUCGCCCGCAAGAAGAUUCCUGCCACCGACCUCGAGUCUGGAGAGCUGAUCAAGCCUGCCAAGCCCAACGGCAUCAAGCUCGAGCAGUUUGUCUUUGACUGCUUCCCUCUUCUCGCCCUUGACAAGUUUGCCUGCAUGGAGGUCAACCGUGCCGACGAGUUUUCUCCUCUCAAGAACGCCAGCGGCACCGGCCAGGACGACCCCGAGACCAGCAAGGCUGACAUCAUGAACCAGGGCCUUCGCUGGGUCCAGGCUGCCGGUGCCACGGUUGUCUCUGAGGGAGGUGUCGAGGUCUCUCCCCUCAUCAGCUAUGGUGGUGAGGGACUGGAACAUCUCAAGGGCAAGACCAUCACAGCCCCCGCUGUGCUGGAGCUGGAGUAAAACGAGGGAGAAGGGAAAAGAAAAAUAUUUUGUGAAUUUUCGUUUUUUGAUAUCAGCGUUGGUUACCACUAGAGUAAUGUUUGUAACAUGGGCAUGGAUGAUUUUUAUGGAAGCCGAGGGCCUUUGUGGCGGACAGGCCAUAUCUAGUCUGUCGAGCAAUCUGCAGACGAUUAUAAAAAGGACUAGACAAAGGACAAAGAGUUGGGAUACAUAGAUAAUGCGGUCCAUCACUGUGGGGGUCGUCGUAUUAUAUGUACGACUCCUGCUGUAUGAUGAUUGUUUGAGAUACUUGUCUCAGAAAUGUAUUGCCUCUAAAUUAUUUUCGCAAAUUCUCUUGCACGUUUGAUGAAUGUCAUUGAAUUUAUUUCUACACUCGUCGUCUGUUGGGACUAGGUUUUUGUGCUCCAAUUCAAAAUUGUAUGUCUGAUAUAGGGAUAUAUACGCCUUCUAUUCUAUGUAUAUGCUAAGUCCACAACCUUGUCCUACUCCAACUCAGUCAGGUACUUCUCCGCCUCCAAAGCAGCCAUGCAUCCAGUUCCGGCACUGGUAAUAGCCUGGCGGUAUCUCUUGUCCUGGACGUCACCAGCGGCAAACACACCGGGGAUGCUCGUCUCCGUGGUGCCGGGCUUGGUGAUGAUGUAGCCCUCGGAGUCGACGUCGACCUGACCCUUGACUAGGUUGGUGGCGGGGUCGUGGCCCACGGCGUAGAAGAGGCCGUUUGCCUCGAGCGUCUCCUCCUCGCCGCUGACGACGUUCUUGACGACGAGGUGGCUCAUCAGGCCCUUGUCGUCGCCCUUGACCUCUGUGGCGACCGAGUUGAAGCGCACCGUCACCUUGGGGUGCUUGAGCAGCCGCGUGGCCAUGGCCUUGCUGGCGCGCAGCUGGUCGCGACGCACCAGCACCGUGACGUGAGAGCCGUACUUUGUCAGAAAGGUGGCCUCCUCGGCGGCGGAGUCACCGCCACCAAUAACAAACAGCGGCUUGUUGCGGAAGAUGGGCACGGCGCCGUCGCACACGGCGCAGGCGGAGAUGCCGUUCUGCCAGUACUUGUCCUCGCCGGGGAGGUGCAGGCGCCUUGCGGAGGCUCCCGUCGCGAUGAUGACGGAGUCGGCCGUGUGGGUCUCGUCCGGGUUGAACUCUGUGCUGAAGGAAAAGGGCCGCUGGGAGAGGUCCAGCUUGGUGACGGUGUCGGUGACGAUUUCGGUGCCGAAGCGCUCCGACUGGGCGCGCAUGCUGUCCAUGAGCUCCUGGCCCAUGAUGCCCUUGGGGAAGCCGGGGAAGUUUUCGACUUCGGUCGUGGUGGUGAGCUGGCCGCCGGCGGCGGUGCCGUUGGCCAUGAAGCCUUCGUAGAGGACGGGCUUCAGCUCUGCUCUGGCGAGGUAGAUGGCAGCGGUAUGGGCCGCGGGGCCGGAGCCAAUGACGACAACUUUGCUGUGCAUCUUUCGGGCUCCUUGUUCAACAGGUGUCUUGGAGGGGUUCUUGGUAAACGCGGUGGCGGCAGCGGCAAUCGAUAGCCCGGCACUCGAACGAAGCGUUCGUCGGAAACUUGAGGCGAACAGGUUGGGCGAUUUUUCUAUAAGGAAUAGGGAGAAGAGAGUAAAAAAAGGAGUGACGUCGAAUGGGAUACU
Molecule: messenger RNA, 3272 nt
Organism: Trichoderma atroviride IMI 206040
Lineage: Eukaryota; Fungi; Ascomycota; Sordariomycetes; Hypocreales; Hypocreaceae
Biological process (GO): UDP-N-acetylglucosamine biosynthetic process
Molecular function (GO): UDP-N-acetylglucosamine diphosphorylase activity
Source: RefSeq, a predicted model, not a curated record